UUUAGCUACGGCGCUGAAGACCUGGCUCCCAACACCGCCAACAUCCAGAUGACCUUCCUCCGCCUCCUGUCCACCGAGGGCUCCCAGAACGUCACCUACCACUGCAAGAACAGCAUCGCCUACAUGGACGAGGAGACGGGCCACCUGAAGAAAGCCAUCCUCAUCCAGGGCUCCAACGACGAGGACACCAGCCGCUUCACCUACAGCGUCCUGGAGGACGGCUGCAUGAAACACACUGGCAAGUGGGGGAGGACAGUCAUCGAGUACCGGUCGCAGAAGACCUCGCGCCUGCCCAUCGUGGAUAUUGCACCUAUGGACAUUG
Eurypyga helias (sunbittern) is the source of this 322-nucleotide messenger RNA. RefSeq names its product collagen alpha-1(II) chain-like. The annotation marks the transcript as partial. Lineage: Eukaryota; Metazoa; Chordata; Aves; Eurypygiformes; Eurypygidae. The record is from RefSeq and is a predicted model, not a curated record. The transcript is spliced from 2 exons. Gene Ontology annotation, molecular function: extracellular matrix structural constituent.